Effrenium voratum is the source of this 2578-nucleotide messenger RNA. The record is from the annotation of a GenBank genome assembly. NCBI's taxonomy places the organism in Eukaryota, Dinophyceae, Suessiales, Symbiodiniaceae.
UGUUCUGGAACUUUUUGCCAUGCUUCGCCAUGGUCUUCUCGGCUUUCUCGUCCUUGCCCUUGCGCUCACGGAGAACGCCACGGUGCUCAGAGACGAUUUGACCAAUACGACCAAUUUGACCAGCCACCGGCCCCAAGAGGAAAAUGACACCGCGCACCUAGGCAAGGAAGCCUUGGAGGCACGGAAGACCUUCUAUGUCACGAUCAUUGCUGCUUUGUGUGGCUCUUUGGUUCUGGCCAGCAUUUGUGUGCUGAAGCGCAAGCAGGCCAGGAAGGCGGAAUCGAAUCAUCUGAAUCCCGUUGAACUUGAAAUGCAGAAGACGCCCUCUGGCGGAGCCAGAUCUGGCGGUGGUGCUGGCUAUGAGGCUCUGGGAGAUGCCAACGAGGGCGGCGAAGGACUGGGGCAGCUCACCAAAGAGGAGCUGGAGGACGCCCUGGAAGCACAGCAAAUGUCCGAGGAGGAGCGCAAUGCGCGCCUGAACCAGUGGGCCCAGGAGCGCUCAGAGAAGCUGCGCCUGGAGCACCGGGAUUUUUUCCUUCUGCGCAAGGUGGUCCUGGUGGUGUUCAUGCUUUGCUAUAUCCUGGGCUCUGUUGGCCUCCCGUACUUGCACCGGACGGAGGCAAGUUGCUCUCAAGGCUUCUUUUGGGAGACGCAUAUGCAGUUCCUUUUGCUCUUUUGCGUCACCAAGCUCGCUGAGCUUGGGCUCAUGUUCGCUGAUGACAUGGUCCCGUGGGACCAGGUGGAGACAAGCCACUUUCUUCUCAAAUUCCUGCCAUCCUUCCUGGGAUACCUUGAUGGCUACACGGAUGCCAACGCAGUAUUCAUUGCGGGAUCCUGCGAUGACACCCUGGCACAAACACUGGCAUACCUGAUGGGGAUCUCGUAUUUGGUGGGUGUUGUUCUCUUGCAGUGGGUGCUGAUGUUCAUACUUGCUGCGGGAGAUCCGUCACAUGCCUGUCUCCUGAAGCUGCUGCAUAUGGACAUGCUGGCCUCGUGCAUGACCCUGCCGGCAGACCAGAAGUGGGUCUGGGACAUGCUGGCCUUGGUCCGCACUUUCGGGGAAGACAUGCCGCAGGCCGUCCUGCAGACGGUCUAUUUGGUCAAGGUGAAGAGGAACUGGUUCAUGCUGGUCUCGGUGAUCAUGGCGCUGUGUGCUUCCAUCAAGGCCCUGCAUGAGGCCCGUGCCAGGGCCCUGGCAGCCACCGGCGCGGACAAGGAAUAUGAGAACCGCGAGCGCGAUUUCAUGGUGUACAGCUGUUCCCAAGAUGCUACCAUCAGGAGUUGGAAUGUGAAGGAGGGUACUUGUACCUCCACCAUCUCGUCUCGCGGCCCUGCAAAUGCCAUCGCCGCUUCGGGUGGCAGGCUCUACAGCGCCCACGAUGACGGCCUCAUUCGCGAAUGGUCACUGGAGACUGGUCAGCAGACUCGCACGUUUCCACACCCCGGAAGCAAUGCAACUGUCCGCGCCGGGAGGUAUCUGUUUUCCUGGGCCUCUGCAGCCCACGGAUGCAAGUACAAGAUGUUUUCCCUGGAGUCUGGAGAGUGCUUGAACGAUUUUCCAGCGCCUUCGAUGUACAAAGCGUCCCUCUUCAUCAAGGGGGACUCCUUUUACGGCACGAGCACCAGCACUUCUGAGGUCUGCCGAUGGAGCAUCUCCUCCGGCGAUCUGCUGGGCACCUUUGCCGGGCACCGGCGCCCCAUCAACGCCAUCUUCGCCACCAGCAAGCGGCUCUUCACCGGUGCCCAGGAUGGACUCGUCAAGGAGUGGAGCUUGGACUCUGGCCUGGAAACACGCACCUUCUCGGACCACCAGGAUGGCUUCCUGGCGCCCUUGGCCGUGGUCACGGACAAGCUCUACAACGGCUCUGGCGUGCAGCACGACAUCAACGAGUGGUCCUUGCUCACUGGUCAGCUGCUCAGGCGCUUUGCCGGGCAUGGGCGGGCAGUGAUGAGCAUCGUUAUGUUGGAGCAGAAGCUUUACAGCUCCUCACACGACGCCACCAUCAAGGAAUGGUCCUUAGCCACUGGCGAAUGUGAGCAAACCUUUGAGGGCCAUACAAGCUACGUCAGCAAUAUCAUCGUGAUGUACCGUGAUGACUAGGCAAAGCUGGCAGGGUGGAGAAAGAUGAUUUGAAAGGCAGACCCGGCUGAAUUUACAGGGAACCCCAACAGCAGAUUGUUUGAGCAGCAGUUUUCUUUCGCACGCGCUUUUACAGGUUCUUCGCCCCAGCCUGCGAAGCAGCGAAGCAGCUUCCGCUGCCCUCCAAGGAGGGCAGCUUGGCUCUCCCUUUGAGACCGCGAUUGCAAAAGCAACACGCAGCUCUUAACUCAUGGUUGUGGGAAAUGGGGUCUGAAGUGAUAAAGAAGUCGCGGACCAUGAUCCAUAUAGGUAGCACAGACAGGGCGAUUGUUUCAACCGUGGCCGAAGUCCGGAGUCCUACAGGGUCUCAAGACGAGCUCCUCUUGGAGUGCAAGGCUGCUGCAGAAGAUGCGCAGCGAGUGAGGGAGCCAAUGCAUGGUCACAAAGAUCCAUGCUGAUCCUAUCCCAUUCCGGCUCCAUGUGUGCAGGAUUAGGGGC